This is a messenger RNA of Rhizopus microsporus ATCC 52813, 1083 nucleotides long. Its product is annotated as Cupredoxin. The transcript has a single exon. NCBI's taxonomy places the organism in Eukaryota, Fungi, Mucoromycota, Mucoromycetes, Mucorales, Rhizopodaceae. Gene Ontology annotation, molecular function: oxidoreductase activity; copper ion binding. The record is from RefSeq and is a predicted model, not a curated record. The coding region runs from base 1 to 1083 and encodes 360 amino acids.
AUGGUUGGCUUGGUCUGUUUGGCAAAGCCAAUCAAUCUUACUAGCACAGUACGACAGUUUUAUAUCGCAGCAGAAGAACAGACUUGGGAUUAUACCCCUUUACACUGGAACAAUUAUCUCAAUGAGUCCCUAGAAACAUCAGCUCGAUUUUUAUUGCAUACAGAUACCCGAAUCGGCAGUCUUUAUCAAAAGGCGUUUUACCGUCAAUACACUGAUGACACAUUCACCGUGCCCAUUCCUCAUGACGCUUCACUUGGCAUACUAGGACCUAUUCUUCGAGCAGAAGCAGGAGAUAAGAUACGCAUUACAUUUCUCAACCGUGCAAGAUACACACACAGCCUAUUUCCUCACACUACAAUACCCAAAAACUCUCGACACAGACUACCAGGUCAGUUUGUGGCUACAGGCGAACGAUACAAUUAUGAAUGGAAUAUACCCGCUGAUUACUCAUUUCCACUUAAUCAGUCCUCUGUUGUCUGGGCCUAUUCAUCCAAAUCAGAUCCUGUGAAGGAUGUGAAUGCAGGUCUCUUUGGACUUGUUGUCAUUUACAAAAAGGGCAUGCUUGAAUGGCCAUCGCCCGGUGCCAUGUUUCAACAUCCCAAAGGAAUCGAUCGAGAAGUAUUUACGUUCAUGUCCAUUACAGAUGAAAGUGAAUCGAGAUACUUUAAAGAAUCAGCUGCACUGGCCGGUUUUAGUUGGGAUCAUGUCAAGAAGCUUCAAAGGACAGAUUCCAUGUUUAAGCAUUCAACGCAAAUGUUUCAUAUCAACGGAUACCUUUUUAAUAACAACAAGCCAUUCACACUCGAAUGGGGUACAACUGUGCGCUGGUAUGUCGUCUCCUUUGGGGUCUCGUCUGAGGAUCCACAUACGGCACAUUGGCAUGGUGCUUCUGUCUUGUAUCAUGGUCACCGCGUUGACGUGGUCGAUCUUACGCCAAUCAGUUUUGAAGUAGCUGAUAUGGUGCCUGACAAUGAAGGAACUUGGUUGUUCCACUGUCAUGUUGCUUCUCACUUGAACAUGGGAAUGACAUCUGUGUAUAAUGUAGAAAAAGUCAUAAUUACAGGCGAUGAAGGCUGGGAAUAA